UGAUUUCAGCAUUUAUUUGUUCCAACCAACUAAUCCUAAACAAACAUAAUAUAAAUCCCUCUCUUUGAUCUUUAAGCAAUAAUAAAGAACAGUUUCAAAAACAAUAUGUGGACUGAAAAUCUAAGCGUCCUUGGGGAAAUGAGCAAAAUCAUGCAAAGAAGAGUUAUGGCGGUUUGACACACUCUCCCAUGAACAAAUUUCCUCAAUAAAUUCUCUCCCAACUGCCCUCUGCAUCUUCAUUCACUCUCCCUUCUUCCUUCUCUCUUGCCAAAACCAAAAGCCUUCACUCUUUUGCACCAGAAAAGAAAGAUGCAGCUCCCUGCCGGCGGCUUCUUGGUUACCUUCAGCCUUCUAGCUCUGGUUUUUCCGGUGGCUAUCAGUGACCCUCUUGUCCCUGCACUCUGCAUCUUCGGGGACUCGGUGGUGGACGUCGGAAAUAACAACAAUCUUCUAACAGUUGUUAAGGCCAACUUUCCUCCUUAUGGAAGAGACUUUGUUACUCAUGCACCAACAGGAAGGUUUUGCAAUGGAAAGCUUGCCACUGAUUUUACAGCGGAAUUCCUUGGAUUUUCUUCAUACCCUCCUGCUUAUCUGAGCCAAGAUGCCACUGGAAACAAGCUUUUAACAGGAGCCAACUUUGCUUCUGCUGCUUCUGGCUUUUAUGAUGGCACUGCUCAGCUCUAUCAUUCAAUUGCUCUAACCCAGCAGUUGAAUUAUUACAAGGAAUACCAAAGCAAAGUUGUAAACAUGGUGGGAACAGGGAAAGGCAAUGCCAUAUUCUCUGGUGGUAUUCAUCUUCUUAGUGCAGGCAGCAGCGACUAUAUUCAGAAUUACUAUGUUAAUCCUCUUCUCUACAGAACAUACUCACCUCAGCAAUUCUCAGACAUUCUCAUUACUUCUUACUCAAACUUCAUUCAGAACUUAUAUGGACUGGGAGCAAGAAGGAUAGGGGUGACAGGAUUACCUCCAAUGGGUUGCUUGCCAGCAGCCAUCACUCUAUUUGGUUCUGGUAGCAACCAAUGCAUCCAAAGGUUAAACCAAGAUGCCCUGGCAUUCAACACUAAGCUGCAAAGCACAUCUCAGAGUUUGCAGAACAGAUUCUCUGAUCUCAAGCUUGUUGUCUUUGAUAUUUAUCAACCUCUCUUGAAUAUGGUGUCAAAACCUGCAGAUAAUGGGUUUUUUGAGGCAAGAAGGGCUUGCUGUGGAACAGGUACAGUAGAGACCUCCCUCCUCUGCAACAAUGGAUCAAUUGGAACAUGUUCAAACGCCACCGGCUAUGUUUUCUGGGACGGUUUUCAUCCGACCGAAGCCGCUAAUAAAGUCUUGGCUUCAGACUUAAUUUCUCAGGGUUUCUCCCUCAUCUGAAAGUGUUGCUACAAUCAGAACUCUGCAAUUUCUAUAUUAAACAUCUAACAAACAGUUGCUUAAGUUUAUGAACUAUGAAUGAGGAUUUUGGAGAUAC
Cucurbita moschata (crookneck pumpkin) is the source of this 1462-nucleotide messenger RNA. RefSeq names its product GDSL esterase/lipase At5g03820-like. The coding region runs from base 310 to 1365 and encodes 351 amino acids. The transcript has 5 exons. NCBI's taxonomy places the organism in Eukaryota, Viridiplantae, Streptophyta, Magnoliopsida, Cucurbitales, Cucurbitaceae. The record is from RefSeq and is a predicted model, not a curated record. Gene Ontology annotation, molecular function: hydrolase activity, acting on ester bonds.